Molecule: messenger RNA, 1548 nt
Organism: Fomitopsis serialis
Lineage: Eukaryota; Fungi; Basidiomycota; Agaricomycetes; Polyporales; Fomitopsidaceae
Exons: 5
Coding region: 1-1548 (515 amino acids)
Source: RefSeq, a predicted model, not a curated record
AUGGCCACGGGCUCCUACGACGGCUGGUCGUCCCCCGCCGGCUUUACCAUCUCGAGCAAUCCUCCCAACCCAAAGACCAACUUCCGCGCCGGUGAUUGGAUGCGGAACAACACUUGUAUAGGUUGCGGUCACCAACGCCACCCCAUCAUCAGCUCGCCCGCAGACCACAUCCGCAUCAUGUCCACGCCCUCCUACCUCGCGCCCCCGAUGGCCCGCCUCUCCCCGCGCUUCGCCGCCUCCGCCGGCUACUCCACGCCCUCCAUAUACACCGACUUCUCGCACGGGCCCGCCUCGCCCGCCGCCCGCCUGCGCACGCAGAGCUCGCCCGGCGCGCUCUCCAACGGCUCGCCCCUCAUGCCGCCGUCCCCCCUGGGCCUCCCGCCGUCGCCGGGGCCGGGCCGGCAUGCCGCCGAUGGGCACGAUGGCGCCGAUGUCGAUGGGCCCCCGGGCGUCCAACCCAACGUGUCGAACGACCCGCUCUCGCCGUGCAUCAUGUACUGGCCCGACAACGAGCCGCUCCCCGAGCAGGGACAGAUCCGCCCGAGUGGCUCAGCGGUCGUCUCGUUCCCGCCGAUCGUCAACACGGGGAACAAGGGCGCGGCCGAAAAACAGCCGGGGGACUGGGUCUGCCACAAGUGCAACUACCUCAACUGGCGCCGCAGGAAGGUCUGCCAGACCUGCUUCCCAUACGCGGAAGGCAAUGGCGACAGCAUCUCCACGGCCGUACAAGCCGAACGCAUCGCCCUCCUGGAGAACGUCCUCGCGACGCAGGUCGGGCAGACCCGCAAGCACGUCCCCGAGGCCCUGCAGCUCCCGCGCCUCGGGUCCACUGGCGGCGUCUCCUUCCCCUUCACCGACUCGCCCACGGCCUACUCGCCCGUCUCGCCGACCUCGCCCUGGUCCGCGCACUCCGAGCAUGGCCCUGCCGCCCCGCGCGCUCCCUUCGCCGCAGGCUACACCCACCACAGUCGUUUCGACGAGCCUCUCCCGAACCCCACGCCGAUCUACCAGACGUCCGACGGCCCGCACGACAGCCGUCCCCGCCCGCACGGCAGCCGUCCCCUCCCGCAGCACCGCUCGUCCCUCCCGCCGCUCGCCGCCGCCCUCCCGCCGCGGACCGCGCCCGCGAGCGGGAGCCUGCUCCCCGGCUUCCUCGUGGACAUCGUGCACUCGGACUCGCCGUCGCUCUCGCCGAGCACGUCCACAUCCUCCGCGGAGCUCUCGCUCGACACCGACGAGUACGACGACCGCGACCCCACGAUCGCCGUCCGUGGCGCGCGGGCCAACACGAACGGCUACCGCGCGCAACAGCAGCAGCAGCACUCGAGCCGGCUGGGCGGUGCCAGCGGGAACGCGUCGACGGCGUCGCUGACGAUCCACGAGAACAGCAUCUGGAAGAUGGACGGCGCGGAGCUUCGCGUGCCUCCGAGUCUGCAGAGCAAGCCCGCGAACCCGCACCCGCGCCCCCACGCCUUGGCGACAGGCGUGCAGGGCCUCGCGGCGGCCGUUGCAUCCCUGUCCAUCGCGUCCCCGGCGCGCCGCCGAUGA